ACUCGGCCGAGUCCGGCCCAUCCCAGCCUAAACCGAGUUAUUAAUUCCCGAGAGUCGAACGCAAACAAAAAACCACAAAACCUUUUUCUCCUCCACCUUCCACCUUUCCCACUCUAACUUUCUCUUCUCCCCUGCCUAAACGAAUCGUAGCUCUUGGAGAUGGGUUUCAAUGCGGUUUUUGGCUGCUUAAAGGAAGUUUUUCCACAGGUUGAUUUUCGCAUUCUGAGGGCUAUUGCUAUUGAACAUCCCUUUGAUGCCGAUGCAGCUGUCCUCGAUGUUCUUAGUGAGUUCCCUAACUUGGCUACACAAUCGUUUUUGGCUGUCAGUCCUGUGCAGGUUCAGAGUUCUGGGACUCCACCGGUACAAGCAGCUCAACAGAAGGAGAAGGGUAAACUAUUGAUGCACCAGCAGGUAAUUAAGGAAUCAGGGGUUCCAGAACCUGGACCGGCAGCUGGUGAUGAUCACACAAGUGGUUCCUCUCAUGGCAACCCCACGCUGGUGAAGCAAGUGGACUCAUUGCAGAAUGGUCCUGUUCAAUCAGAUGCGGAUACAAGUACUGGAAGUGAAGCAGUGAUUUCUGAUGUAAAGGGUAUGAAUUUUGAUGUCCAAGUUGGGCAGCAGCAGUCUGCAUCUGGCAUGACGAGUCUUUCAAUGCCUGAAAAAGAUGCAGUAAAUGGCACCUUGGUUGAUGUGCUUCCUAAGUGGAAAAGUUUUUAUUUCCCUGUGAAUUGUGAUUACGAAUCGGUUCUCCAUGAAACACGUGAUAAAGUAGAAUCAUUUGCGGUUGAUUCUUCUUUCCCAGAACAUGCACCCAAUGCUCCACAGUGUGACAUUCCUCCAGAGUUUAGUUCAGGCCCUCUUCUUGCUGAUGAUGAAGUAGAAUCAUUUGCAGUUGAUUCUUCUUUCCCAGAACAUGCACCCAAUGCUCCACAGUGUGACAUUCCUCCAGAGCAUGCACCCAAUGCUCCACAGUGUGACAUUCCUCCAGAGUUUAGUUCAGGCCCUCUUCUUGCUGAUGAUGAAGUAGAAUCAUUGGCAGUUGAUUCUUCUUUCCCAGAACAUGCACCCAAUGCUCCACAGUGUGACAUUCGUCCAGAGUUUAGUUCAGGCCCUCUUCUUGCUGAUGACAACUUACAGGCAUCUGGUCCUUUGGAUCAUACUUCUGAGAAAGACUGUUCUCCAAGGGAAAUGGUUGAUAAUGACAUUGAGGAGACCGCCACAAACAGCGUAUGCAAUAUUGAUGUUCUGGAAGAGAUCAUUGAAGAUUCUAAACAUAACAAGAAAACCCUGUUUUCAGCCAUGGAAUCGGUCAUCAGCAUGAUGAGAGAAGUGGAGGUCCAGGAGAAAGCGGUGGAUAUUGUUCAAGAGGAAGCUUCUAGGGGAGGUUUGGAUAUCAUGGUCAAGGUGGAGGAGCUUAAACAGAUGUUGGCACAUGCAAAAGACGCAAAUGACAUGCAUGCUGGAGAAGUCUUUGGGGAGAAAGCAAUUUUAGCAACUGAAGCGAGGGAGCUUCAGUCUCGAUUGCUCAACUUAUCAGAUGAGAGAGAUAAAUCACUUGCGAUUCUUAAUGAGAUGCGUGGAACCCUUGAGGAACGGCUAGAUGCGGCAGCGGAGGCAAGGAGACUGGCCGAGCAGGACAAGCUAGAAAAGGAAGAAUGUGCCCGGAAAGCUCUUGCUGAACAAGAAGCGGAGAUGGAGAAAGUUGUUCAGGAGUCGAAAAUAUUGCAACAACAGGCGGAGGAAAAUUCGAAGUUACGGGAGUUUCUGAUGGAUCGUGGCCGCAUUGUUGAUAUGCUACAAGGAGAAAUUUCUGUUAUUUGUCACGAUGUCAGGCUUCUGAAAGAGAAGUUUGAUGAGCGGGUUCCGCUAAGCGAGUCAGUAUCCUCGAGCCAGACGAGCUGCAUCCUAGCUUCUUCAGGCUCAUCCAUGAAAAGCGUGGCAUUCGAUUUAGUUCCAGAACGACUUGAGUUACCAAAGUCGCCAGAGAAGGCAAGCCCCGCUCCUUCAGUUGACGGCCUAUCACCAAAAAGCAUACUCGAACGGGAAAGAACCAAGGCCGAUCAAAAGGAACUUAUCGACGGUGGAUGGGAUGUCGUCUUCGACGAAGAAUUGGAUGUCUAAGCCUUCUACUGCGUAUCAUAUGCCGUGAAUAUGAACAGGAUCAACUUCGAAGACGGAUGCAAUUUUUGUUUCAAAUUAAGGAGGAUUUAUAUUUUGCUAUAGCCUGCAAGUAUUUAUAUGAUUUUGUAUAGUGGAGAUUUAAAACAAGGACAAGGAUUGUCUGCCCUUCACUUCCGGUGACCUCCCCGUGCCCUUCUAUUUUGUGUGGUCACGAUUAAGCCAUGUCAAUAUUUUAUAUUACUAUUUAUUUUUGUCUUAUUAUAUCUAUAAAAAAAAUAAUAUAAAAUGUUGACGUGACUUAACCGUGACCAUACAAACAGGAAGGCACGAGGAAGGCAUCGGAAGUGGAGGGCAGACAAUCCUUGUCCUCAAAACAAUCAUAAUUUGGACUUGAUGAGUUUAUUAGAAUAUUAUAUAUGUACACAUAUUUUAUUCCUGACAGUGAAAUGUUCCUGGGCCUGUUGACGGCCAAUACUGGAAUGAUUUUAUC
This is a messenger RNA of Malus domestica (apple), 2611 nucleotides long. RefSeq lists its product as uncharacterized. The record is from RefSeq and is a predicted model, not a curated record. NCBI's taxonomy places the organism in Eukaryota, Viridiplantae, Streptophyta, Magnoliopsida, Rosales, Rosaceae.